GUUGAAUUUUGACAUUUAAAAGUUUUAGAUAUGUUAGUAAUCCAGUUGAUAAAUGAAAUAUAAUAUGUUAUCUUAGUAAAUAAUAAUCCCAUUGUACGAAAACAAAAACUCACUGAAUCGGUAUACUAAGAAAAUUUUAGGUACAUUUCAAAGAAAACAAUAUCAAAAUGGACAAAUUGCGAAGAGUUUUAAGUGGAAACGAGUCCCCAGACGAAGAGAGCGGUAUAAUGUCACAAUUAGAUGAUGCCUCCACAUUGAGUUGGUCAACAAGACUGAAGGGUUUUUUAGCAUGUUUCAUAGUAGGCAUACUACUAUCUUUUUUGGGCUCAUUUGCUUUAUUUUUACACGGAGGUUUAUCAGUAUUUGCAGUAUUUUACACCUUAGGGAAUGUCACAUCCAUAUUAAGCACCUGCUUCCUUAUGGGUCCCUUCAACCAAAUUAAGAAAAUGUUCGCUUCCAAUAGAUAUAUCGCUACAAUUUUAGUUAUAGUUUCUUUUACUUUAACGUUGAUUUCAGCACUUCUGCUAAAGAAAGCCGUUCUUGCUCUACUCUUCAUUAUCAUUCAGUCAUUAUCUAUGACAUGGUAUUCGCUGUCCUACAUACCAUACGCAAGGGAUGCCGUUAAAAAAACUGUCAUGGCGUGUGUAGUGUAGAUCAAUAGUUGUUUAGUUUUUUUUUUCUACUAAAUACGUAAUUAUCUGAAUAAUUGUAAAUAAUUUAAUUUGUAAAUCUCUUAUUAAAAAUAUAUUAUAUCUAACUGUUAGAA
Messenger RNA from Diorhabda sublineata, 766 nucleotides. Its product is annotated as vesicle transport protein SFT2A. Gene Ontology annotation, cellular component: membrane. The record is from RefSeq and is a predicted model, not a curated record. Bases 168 to 653 code for a protein of 161 amino acids. Lineage: Eukaryota; Metazoa; Arthropoda; Insecta; Coleoptera; Chrysomelidae. Gene Ontology annotation, biological process: vesicle-mediated transport. The transcript is spliced from 4 exons.